AUGUCCCCUUCGGUUUCCAUCCACGUCGAAGACCGCAUCUCGGGCAAAAACGCCAACGCCAACGUCCCCGUCAACGGCCACAAGGAGACCUUUGGCAGCCUCUUCCGGAACACGCCUUUCGGGAGCCAAGUCCUCGCCAACGCCAUCCUCGUGCAGACCCCGGGCACGGCACAGGGCGUCAAGAUUGUCGUGUUCGACGCGCACGGGAACCAACAGGCCGUGUUGGACGACAAUGGCACGCCGUUUGUGAUUGGGACUGCGUCGACCACCGAUAUCACAAAUUGGACCAUCAGUGCCACCAGGCAGUGA
Messenger RNA from Exophiala spinifera, 309 nucleotides. RefSeq lists its product as uncharacterized. Lineage: Eukaryota; Fungi; Ascomycota; Eurotiomycetes; Chaetothyriales; Herpotrichiellaceae. The record is from RefSeq and is a predicted model, not a curated record. The transcript has a single exon. Bases 1 to 309 code for a protein of 102 amino acids.